This is a messenger RNA of Rosa rugosa (rugosa rose), 1590 nucleotides long. Its product is annotated as protein BYPASS1-LIKE-like. NCBI's taxonomy places the organism in Eukaryota, Viridiplantae, Streptophyta, Magnoliopsida, Rosales, Rosaceae. Bases 108 to 1292 code for a protein of 394 amino acids. The record is from RefSeq and is a predicted model, not a curated record. The transcript has a single exon.
CCACCUUCUCUCUCCCACCACUAGUCCCUCUCUGCUUCUCUCUCUAAACUCCAACCCUCUCCCACUCCCUCUUCCUAUUCCUAUUCGGGUGGCUUGAUGUGAAGAGAAUGCCCGCGACGGAAUUCCAAAGGUCGUCGGCAGCUGGGUUCAACCAAUUCGGGCGCUCCUCCGUCUUCAGCCUCAGACGCCGCCCCCACCACCACAACCUCGUCAAUCCAGUCAUGGACGGCGCCACAGCUCUCGACCUCGACACCUUCCAGACCCACGUCGCCGAUUGCUUCCAACACCUCUCCUCCCCCUCCCAAGACCUCCUCUCCCUCUCCUGGCUCCGCGACCUCCUCGACGGCUUCCUCCGCAUUCACCACCAGUUCAAGCUCCUCCUCCUCUCCACCCCAAAAUCCAACGUCAGCAGGCCCGCCGUCGACCGCCUCCUCUCCGAUUACUUCGAGCGCAGCGUCAAGGCCCUCGACGUCUGCAAUGCGAUUCGCGACGGGAUUGAGCAGAUGAGGCAGUGGCAGAAGCUCUUGGAGAUUGUGCUCUGCGCUCUCGACCGGGACCGGACUCUCGGCGAAGGCCAGUUCCGGCGAGCCAAGAAGGCCCUCAUAGAUUUGGCUAUUGCAAUGCUAGACGACAAGGACAGCUCCAACAACACCACCCUCGCCCACCGCAACCGGUCCUUUGGCCGGAGCAACAACGCCCCGGCCAAAGACUACCGGUCGAUGGGCCACUUCCGAUCUCUGUCGUGGAGCGUCUCGCGGUCGUGGUCGGCCGCGAGGCAGCUACAGGCGAUUGGGAACAACCUCUACGCGCCGAGGCCCAAUGAAGUCGUGGCGACCAAUGGGCUGGCGUCGGCUGUGUUCACCGUCAAUUCUGUUCUACUGUUCGUAAUGUGGGCCCUGGUGGCGGCGAUUCCGUGCCAGGACCGCGGCCUCCAGGUCCACUUCACGAUUCCGAGGACCUUCGGGUGGGCGGCGCCGCUGCUUUCGCUGCACGAGAGGAUAAUGGAGGAGUCGAAGCGGCGGGACCGGAGGAACGCCUGUGCGCUUUUGAAGGAGAUUCAUCAGAUCGAGAAAUGUUCCCGGGUCAUAAGCGAAUUGGCUGAUUCGGUUCAGUUUCCGUUGAGUGAGGAGAAAGAAGGGGAGGUCAGGCAGAGAGUUCAGGAGCUUUCGCAGCUCUGCGAGGGGAUAAAGGAGGGGUUGGACCCUCUGGAAAGACAGGUCAGGGAGGUCUUCCACGGAAUUGUGCGGAGCAGAACAGAAGGGAUGGACUCCUUGGGAAAGUCCAAUGAAUAACCCCAAAAACCCAGAUGAUCAAUUUUAUUCGUGAAUUAUUGCCCAGCAAGACUCAAGUGCUUGUUGAUGAAGAUGAUCAAUUUUGAAGGGCGUCUGCAAAAUUGGGUAAGGGAGGAGAUAUGACCCUUUCUUGUAUUUAAUCAGUCAAUCACCAUAUAUGUGUAAAGAAGAAAUUAGGAUGUGCAAAGCAUGGACCUUCCUGGUCUAUCUUGCUCUUUUUUUUUCGCUUUUGCCUUUUUGUUGGGUAUCUAUUUUGUAUAAUGGAAGUUCUCAGCAAGCUUCUGGCUGCUGCUUUUGA